Cheilinus undulatus (humphead wrasse) is the source of this 3256-nucleotide messenger RNA. RefSeq names its product serine/arginine repetitive matrix protein 1. Gene Ontology annotation, molecular function: DNA binding. The transcript is spliced from 3 exons. Bases 1 to 1719 code for a protein of 572 amino acids. NCBI's taxonomy places the organism in Eukaryota, Metazoa, Chordata, Actinopteri, Labriformes, Labridae. The record is from RefSeq and is a predicted model, not a curated record.
AUGGCAUCAGAGGUAGAUGAGGAGGGGGAUGAAAUGGAGUGGCGGAAAUGCACCAUUUCGUUGUUUGCCAACCGCCAAGAAACCCCAACAAAGAAGAAGAAGAAAAAGAAGAAGAAGAAACUCGCACUAUCUCCUUGCGGUGCUAAGUCAAGAGAGGUAGCCCACAUUGACAGCAACAAUAUGGAAGAAGGAGAUAUAGUCACUGCUGAGACAGAGCAAGAAGAUGUGGAGUACAAUGAAGAAGAGGAGCCUGAGGUGGAAAUGCCUGUCAGCAGUCCUGUUAAAAGAGGGAGGGGGAGGCCAGCAGGGCCAAAGAAGCUGAAGGCCCCCAUCACAGAUAAUGACCAGUCAGACCCAGCCUCAGGCAUGCCUAAUGGUGAGACCCCACAGCCCAAGAGGGGAAGAGGACGUCCAAGACUCUCUGAUGCAAAUGCCACAAAGCAGCAAGAAUCAGAAGGUAACCAUGCUGAUGACCCUGUAAAAACUCCUAAGGGUCGAGGGAGGCUCAAAGGGUCCAAGAAUAGGACCAGUAACGUAGGCAGUUCCAUACCACAGAGCUCCCCUAAGAAAAGAGGCAGGCCAAAAAAGUCAAUCAGCCCUGGGAUGCCUGUGGGUGAAGUCUUAGCAAAUGGUGUUGGUGAUGCUCCAGUGUCAAGAAGAGGUCGUCCUAAAGGAUCUGGUAAACGCAAGUUAGAAAGUGAUACAGGCACGCCUAAAAAAAGAGGUCGACCAAAAGGCUCUACGAAUAAGAAGCCAAGGCUGGAGUUGACAGGUGUAGAUGGAAUUAAUAUUGACGGGAGCACCAAACAACUGGUCAAGAGGGGAAGGGGUCGACCUAAAGGCUCUUCAAACAAGAAGGUACGUGGGAGGGUGGGCCGGCCUCCGAAAGUACAGCUCCUUCCUCCUCCAAAACAGAAACGAGGCCGACCUAAAAAAGAGCCAGCAAAAAGGGGAAGGCCCAGAAAGUACCCUCUUCCAUCACCUGACGAGGUAAAAAGGCCCAAAGUAUGGAAGCCACUGGGAAGACCGAGAAAAUACCCACGUGUGGAUCCUCCUGGGGGGGCGCUGUCUACCCCCAAACGAAGUCGUGGUAGGCCUCGCAAGUCAGAGUCUAAAAAAGGAGCUCAUUUACGCAUAAAAUUUCCUAUUCCAUCAUCGCUGCAUACUUCAAGAAAAAGGGGUCGUCCGUCAAAGAGUGCACAAAGGGAUGGCGAAACCCCGAAGAAAAGAGGCCGUCCUAAAGGUUCACGUAACAAAACCCCACAAACACAGAUUGAUGACAAAAUCAACACUUCAGACGAAACAACCAAUCGAUCUGCAACAAGUGAAGGUGAAACGCCGAAGAGGAGGGGCCGCCCUAAGCUUUCUUCGACCAAAAGGAUAAGUGAAAGCGCGCCAGAGUUUGACAGUCAACUCCCAGAAGAAACAGCUGAUUCAUCUGCUGGCAACAUGGAGAUGCCCCCCAUUGUACACUCAGGCAGCGCACAAAGUGAAGGGGGAACUAGGAAGAAAAGGGGCCGCCCUAAAGCUUCAGUCAAAAAUAAUAAAAGCGAGAUUGAGCUAAACAAUGAACUGGCGAACCGUUCUCAAGCAACAAGCGAUUCUGUUGAGGAGAAGGAGGUUGACCAAAAUGUGGAGAUGGUGCCCAUCGAUGAGGCUGGAGAAAUGUUUGUUGAGCAGGAUGCAGCUUUGGAAGUUAGCUACGGUCCAUUAAGUUAGACUUAACAGACCGUCUUGUUCCGACCAAAACAGCUGAUGUAGUAGACGCUGUCUAAAACAUUGAAUACAGUUUUGUCAAUGAGAAAAAAAACGUAACACACGGUCGGGUAGGGUAGAUAUACAGCAGCUCUCCUGUUUUCCUGACUAACUUGUCAUGUCGUUUUAUUGUGCUUUUUUCUAAGUUCUUUAAGUCUGCCACCUGAAUAAGCAGUAAUACUUAAAAUCUUUUACUAGAACUGGCAUGUAGACUUUAUGAUAAUAGAUUCCCAGUUUUUCAUUUAGCUUCAGGUGUAGUGUUUGUCUAACUAUAAACGUUUGCAGAAGAAUUACUUUGAUGGGAAAACAAAACAACAAAAAGACGUCGAGAGCCAAAGUCCUGACAUCACAUCUGACUCCGCUCUGUCCAACUUUGUGGCUUAUAUCUCAUUGAACAUUUUGUUACUUGAUUUCUCUGGAAAUUGGUUUCUUGACUUCCCUUUUUUAGGAUGAACUAUAUGCAGGUACAGAGCAUGGGACUUAAACACAAAUUGUUUUCAGUGUACGUUUUUCCAGGUCUUUAAAACACCAACCAGUUAAUGCACAAGUCUGGUUUAACAUGGUUGAGGCUGAUUAGUUGUGCAAAACUGAUUUGACUACAUGUAAAUCUGGAAAAAAGAGAUGACUGCAAAGUAUGUUUCUGUAGCCCUAUUCAUACCCGAGCAGAACUCCUGAAAAUGUCCUAACUCAAAGUGUGUUUUAAUACACCAUAUUUUACUGUACUUUCUUUGAUGUUGGUAUUGUAGUUUCCUUAACAAUAUCUCACCGUUAUCUGCUCCUUGCUUGAUUUAUUGUAACUUUUCACUCUGGCUCUCAGAUAAAGUUUAGAGAGUUUGAAUUGCUAAAUUUUGUGUAAAUCACAUCUUUUUUUCUGGUGCAAUUUCCCAGCAGAUCAUGUUUUCAUGUUUGUUUUGCCUUAACAGCCAAAGCUUUGAAUGUACCAUCAGUUAGUAAAAAAAUAUUUUUUUCUUAAAACGUGAAUUCCUCAACAGGACUGAACCUCUGUAUCAAAUGCCUUCCCGACGCUCACAGUGGCCCUGAAGAUUUCCCCUUCUUUUGUCAUGUAUUGACUUUUUAAGUCAGUUGUUUUUGAGAACAUUUUUUUCUCUUUUCUUUAAAUGUUUGUGUAGCUGUGAAGCCUUUUAUUUUUGUAAAAACUUGGGAUUGUCAUUAGGUUAAAUCCAAGUGACUGAAUUGAUGUCAUAAACUUUGAUUUUACUUGUUUUUGAGAACCUUGUGUAAGAAUCAUACCUUUUACAUCAUUAUUACUGGUAUUAACAUCUUUAUGGUUUCCAUAUGCCAAAUUGUGCUUCUUUGUGUCACGUUAAAAAGAAUUUGGAAGGAAAAGGAGCUUGAUGGUUUUAAUAUGACAUUGACAUUUGAUCUGGCUUUUUAAGGUCAAAAUGUUUCAUGUGGAAAUGUUUGAUUUUGUGUGUUUUUGAACAAGAAGUCCAUUUGUGAGAUAAUACUCUUGAAUAAAAAUGUUGAUCUUGUUGUUUUA